UUCCGUAACCUAAACUUUGGUCACAAUAUUUGGUCACUAAACGACAUAACUUCCCCUUCUAUAAUUACUUAAUUAGUAAGUAUAGACCUCUCUACGUACUACACAAAGAAAACCCAACCCAGCCAAACUCGACGUAACGAUGGAACAAACCUACAUCCUCCUAGUAGUAUACUCCACCAUCCUCAUCAUCACCCUCCUCGUAAUGAAGCUCUUAUCGCCCCGGCCGUCGACGUCGAAGACCCUCAACCCGCCUCCGUCGCCGCCGUCGUCCCUCCCCGUCGUCGGCCACCUCCACCACCUCCUCCUCAACAACAACAAACAACCCAUCCACCGAACCCUCCAGUCCAUCUCCGCCGCCCACGGCAAGAUCCUCCUCCUCCGCCUCGGCUCCCGCAGGAUCCUCCUCCUCUCCUCCCCGUCCGCCGUGGAAGAGUGCUUCACCCGAAACGACGUCGCCUUCUCCAGCCGGCCGCUCGAGAUGGCCAGCACCAAGCACUUCCACUACCGCCACACCACCAUCCUCGCCGCCCCGUACGGCGACCUCUGGCGCAGCCUCCGCCGGUUCAUGACCCUCGAGCUCUUCUCCUCCCCCGCCGUCGCCAAAUUCGCCGCCGUCAGGGAGGCCGAGGUCCGCUCCUGGCUCUGCCGGAUCGCGGAGUGCUGCGGCGGCGGAGAAGGGGAUGUGGGAAAGGUGGUGGAGAUGAAGGCGAGGAUUGUGGAGCUGAUGUUCAACGAGACGGCGAUGAUGACGGUGGGGGAGUGGUUUUGCGGGGAGGCGGCGAUGGGGGAGUUCGAGGAGUCGGUGAGGCCAGGGAUUGAGUUGUCCGGCGUGUUUAAUCCGGCGGAUUUUUUCCCGGUGUUGAGGAGGUGGGUGGACGUGGUUGGGAUAGAGAGGAAGAUGGCGGGGUUGAUGGGGAAAGUGGAUGGGUUCUUUCAGGGUCUUGUGGACGGCCACCGCAAAUGGAAUAAUAGUUAUGGCGAUGAGAAGAAGGUCGUGGCGGUGAUGGAUGAGAUCUUGGCCUUGCAACACAGGCAGCCGGAAGUCUUCACCGAUGAGAUAAUUAAGGGGAUUCUGCUGGUAUUGCUAACCGCUGGAACAGAGACCUCGGCCACGACACUGGAAUGGGCAAUGGCUCUGCUGCUCAACCACCCACAAUCCAUGGCCAAACUGCGAGCCGAAAUCGACGCCACCGUCGGCCGCGACCGACUCCUCAACGAGCAAGACGUACCGAGGCUUCACUACCUCCAACACGUCAUCAGCGAGACGCUCCGCCUCUACCCGGCGGUCCCGCUCCUCACCCUCCGCGAAUCCUCGGCGGACUGCACCGUCGCCGGGUACGACGUCCCCAAGGGAACCAUACUGCUGAUCAACGCGUGGGCCAUACACCGCGACCCGGAGGUCUGGGAGAACCCCACGGAGUUCGUCCCGGAGAGGUUUGCCACGGCGGCGGAGAGUGGCGGUGGGUGGAAGCUGAUUCCGUUUGGCGGCGGGAGGAGGCGGUGCCCUGGUGCCGUGCUGGCGAAUCGGGAGAUUGGGCUGGCGCUUGGAUGUUUGGUGCAGUUGUUUGAUUGGGAGAGGGUUGGAGGAGAUGAGAUUGAUAUGACGGAAACGUUGGGUGUUACGAUGCCUAGAAGUAGGCCGCUUCAUUUGCUGUGCAAGCCCAGGGAAUUUGCGAUGAAGCUUCUAUCGCAGUCAUCGUCGAAUGUGGGAUUGGUGACUUGAGUUGACGUAUGGGUUGUGAUUUGGUUAGCUUGGAGUAGCGUAUAUUUGUACCCGCUUAAUUUCUGCUUAAUUACUGUGAAAGCAGUGGCGGAUCCAGGGGUUGCCACCCCAGGUCACGGCCGAACCCUCCUCUGGACCCGGAACUAGUAUAGCCCUUAUACGUUUAUCGAUUUUAGUUAUUCGGGCCAGUGUUAUUUAUAAUAAAAUUGUGUGUAAUUAAGAAAAUGGGUAAGAUGAACAUAUUCAAAUUAUAACUCUAAAUUUAGUCUAGAAAUUCUAGCUUAAAUAAGUCUCGUCUAAAGAAAAACAAACAAUGAAACCUAAAAU
Messenger RNA from Linum tenue, 2050 nucleotides. NCBI's taxonomy places the organism in Eukaryota, Viridiplantae, Streptophyta, Magnoliopsida, Malpighiales, Linaceae. The record is from the annotation of a GenBank genome assembly.